AUGUCUGAUUUGAGCCCGGAACAAGCCCGCCUCGAUCCCUACUCCAGCCUCGCAGAGAACACGAAUCUCACUGUUCAGCAGAAGAUCACCGACUUGCAUACCGUCAUCAAGAAUGCAAAGAUCGGAAUGCUCGUCACGCGUGAUGCAAACGGGAACUUGCAUUCCCGAGCAAUGACUCCUGCUACGCCAUACAGCGACUUACAGCUGAACCUCGUGUUCCUUGCGAAUAACGUGUCUCACAAGUUCGAGGAAAUCGAGAAUGAUGCGCACGUCAAUGUUAGCUUCUGUGACCCAUCCUCCACAGACUGGGCGUCCUACUCCGGUAGAGCCAGAGUGACUCAGGACAGGGAUAUGAUUAAUAAGCAUUGGUCCACGAUGAUUACCGGCUACAUCGGCAACCUGAAGGAUGGUACCCACAAAGGCGAUAAGAAUGACCCACGCAUUGCCGUGAUCGAGGUCAUUCCGGAUGAGAUCAAGUACUGGAUUACGAAGCACCCCUCUGCGGUGCGUACAGCGCAAGUCGCCUAUGGCGCUGCCACAGGCACGGCUACGGCUCCUGGAGAGUUGCGCAUCAUCAGCAAGGAAGAUGUCAGUGUUCAUGCGAAUGAAGAGUCGACCACGGUUUAA
Messenger RNA from Suillus subalutaceus, 627 nucleotides. RefSeq lists its product as uncharacterized. The transcript has 4 exons. The record is from RefSeq and is a predicted model, not a curated record. The coding region runs from base 1 to 627 and encodes 208 amino acids. Lineage: Eukaryota; Fungi; Basidiomycota; Agaricomycetes; Boletales; Suillaceae.